CCCGCUACAACAUUUCAAACACCUCUCCUUCCUUCCCCUCCUCUCCUCUCCUCUGCUUUGGUGUUUCCCCCUUUCUCUCCUUUCAUGUCUAUGUAAGGUGCUUAGUUAACUACUUCUAGUAUUAAUUCCCUCAUUCUCUUCCAUGGCUGCAUCUGGGGCUGUUGAAAUGAACCCCCAUGAGCUUCCUCCUGGUUUUAGAUUCCACCCCACAGAUGAAGAGCUCAUUCUUCACUAUUUGAAGAAAAAGGUUUCCUCUGUUCCCAUUCCAGUCCCCAUAAUUGCAGAGAUCGAUCUCUACAAAUUUGACCCCUGGGAAUUACCAGGAAAGGCGACGUUUGGGGAACGGGAGUGGUAUUUUUUCAGCCCACGUGACCGGAAGUAUCCAAAUGGGGCUCGGCCAAACCGGGCUGCGGCUUCUGGUUACUGGAAGGCGACCGGGACGGACAAACCAAUUCUUAUGUCUGGUAGCACACACGCUGUUGGUGUUAAGAAGGCUCUGGUUUUUUACCGGGGAAAACCACCCAAAGGGGUUAAAACUAGCUGGAUUAUGCAUGAGUACCGUCUGGCCGAAGUCGGCGGGAGAUCCAGUAGUUUCAGCAUCAGAAAAGGAUCUAUGAGAUUGGAUGACUGGGUUUUGUGCCGGAUCUACAAGAAGAAAAACACUCAGAUCCCCAAUUCCAAAUUUUCAACAAGAUCUGAAGAAGAAGAGUCUGGAGUGGAGGACAUGAUGGCCACUUUGCCUGACAUUGAUAAUGAGCAGAAGCCCAUACUGCCCAAAAUUGGAUCUUUCUCUGGUCUACUGGAUGCAGAGUGCAAUCCAUUCUUAUCAUGUGUUUUCACAGAUCAGGAGGCCUCAGAAGGGAGUGGGCUGGUGGGUUCCGGGCAUGACUUUGAUCCAUGCAACAAGAACAACAUGCAAAAACAACAGCAGGUCUCAGCAACAACAGUGUUGCCGUCAAUUGACAGCAAAUCUGUUCUGGAGUCCAUUAAGAGGACUCUCUCCUUAGGUUGCAUGGAUGAUGCAAUUCAGCCAUCAAAGAGGCCUAAAAACAAUAACUACAACAGCAACACCAAUAACUAUAUGCCAGCAUUUCUUAACGCCCAACAGCCAAGCCAAAUCUUUUAUCAAUACCCACAGAAGCUCACGUUCAAUCCCUGGGAUGAUUUUCAACAAAUGUAUAGAUCAUCCUUUGCUACAGAAAACAGGCCUUAAAUGGCUCUAUCACAAAUACUAUACAUAUAGUAUAUAUAUAUAAGUCCUCAUUGUGUGUUGUGGAGUUUCACAGUUUAUAUUUUACCAAUACAUUCAGUAGUCCAGACAAUAAAGCAGUUUACUGCAUCAAGAAAUACCCAAUAUAUAUAUGUCUAUAGACCUGCUUUCUUUCAAGCUUCAUCAAUGAAGUCUGUACAACUAACAUAUGGUGGGAUAUGGUUUAAAAGUUUUUUCUGGAAUUGGAAUCAGAGUUUGGUGAAGAAUGCAUCUGCAUCAGCCAUGUAGUUUUAGCAUCAAGAGACAGUAAUAUCCAGCCCUGCAACAAAAACAGAGCAGGCAAAUCACAUUUUGCACAUCUCGGAAUUUUUCAUGCCUAGGUGUGGAUCAAUCUCAGAGUAAAAUUUGUGUUCAAUCAAUCUAUGGAUCAGAUGGAAUCAUCCACAGAUCAAUCCUUGAAUUAAAGACCCAGAGAAAUGAAAACAUUUGACUGUGCUGUACUCUUUUCUGCAUCUAGGCAGAGGUUAAUAAAAGUUGUUAGUAGGAAGGCGAGGAAAAAGGGAUGGAUGCAUUCAAUUUGUACAUUAGAAUUUAUUAUAUUAAACUCUAGUGUAAAUCGACUUGUUCAUGCUUCAGGAGGGAAAAUCUGGCUUCCCAAUGAGAGAAGUAAUCAAUUAUGUAAUGGAAUCUUGUUACUAUUAUGUUACAAUUUUCAUAUCUUUUUAUUCUUCG
Messenger RNA from Cryptomeria japonica (Japanese cedar), 1942 nucleotides. RefSeq names its product NAC transcription factor 32. The transcript is spliced from 3 exons. The coding region runs from base 143 to 1213 and encodes 356 amino acids. Gene Ontology annotation, biological process: regulation of DNA-templated transcription. Gene Ontology annotation, molecular function: DNA binding. Lineage: Eukaryota; Viridiplantae; Streptophyta; Pinopsida; Cupressales; Cupressaceae. The record is from RefSeq and is a predicted model, not a curated record.